UUGUGCCCUAUAGACAUCCCCACACGAAGCUAUCAGGACAGGGUUGUGCAGGCUCCUCAGACUCCCCUUCCAGACACCUCAGCACCGCACGAUGGCCGUCCCUCCUUCAUACUCAGACCUGGGCAAGUCUGCCAAGGACAUCUUCAGUAAAGGCUAUGGCUUUGGAGUUGUGAAGCUGGACCUGAAGACCAAAUCACAAAGUGGAGUGGAGUUCAACACGUCCGGCUCCAGUAACACGGACACGGGGAAGGCGGCCGGAAGCCUGGAGACCAAAUACAAGAUGAAGGAGCUCGGCCUGAGCUUCAACCAGAAGUGGAACACAGACAACACGCUGGCUACCGAGGUCACCGUGGAGGACCAGCUGACUCAAGGACUGAAGGUUGCCUUGGAUACGUCUUUUGUACCAAACACAGGUAAGAAGAGUGGAAAGCUGAAGACGGCCUACAAGCGGGACUUCGUGAACCUGGGCUGUGACGUCGACUUCGAGGGUCCCAUCAUCCACGCCGCCGCGGUGUUGGGCUACGAGGGCUGGCUGGCCGGCUACCAGAUGGCCUUCGACACGGCCAAGUCCAAACUGGCCCAGAACAACUUCGCCCUCGGAUACCGGGCCGGAGACUUCCAGCUGCACACCAACGUUAACGACGGGACCGACGGAAGGUGACCUGGAGUUGGCCUGGACCGCGGCUCCAUCUACCAGAAGGUGAACAAAGGAGCUGGAGUAACGCUCUCUGCGGCGUCAACAACGCAGUCUGAUCACACUCGCUUCGGCAUCGCCGCCAAAUACAAGCUGGACAAAGACGCCUCUCUGUCUGCCAAAGUCAACAACGCCAGUCUGAUCGGAGUAAUACUACUACACUCAGAGCUACCAGGUGUGAAGGUCACCCUCUCUGCUCUGAUCGACGGGAAGAACUUCAACGCCGGCGGUCACAAAGUCGGGAUGGGCUUCGAGCUGGAGGCGUAAAGGUGGAGAACAUAGACGAGAGCACAUCAACCCCCCACCGCCCCACCAUCACAGACACAGCCCACCACCAUCAUGUAGCUCCUCUCUGGACCCCCACUCCCCCCCACACUUCCUCCCCCAUCGUUCACACAUUUCAUGAGCAUUUUCAGACAGUAAUAGUCGAGCCUCAGCAUCAUGUUUAAACGACCCUGAAAAAGAAUUGUGAGGUUGUUGAUCCUGAAACUGACGGAGACACAGAAAGCUUUGAUUAUUACCGGGUUUUUUUAUGGUCAUUGAAGUGGCUCUAUUUAUUUCCCUGUCUUCGUUGGUGUGAAGCUUCUGUGCUCCCAAAAGCUUGUAAGAAUGCAAAACGUGGGAGGCGGAGCUUGGUUCAAAAUAAAAAUGGUGUGUUGGAGUGUUUUGAGCACUUUUUGGGGCCGUCAUGUUGCUAUUUAAUCCAUUUCAAUGUUUUGACACAUUUCAUGAACAUAUGACUGAUAUUUAGAGGUGGUUUAAGGUCAAGAGGUGAAUGAAGGAUAUUUAAAAACUCUACAGGAACAAUGAAAGUCCGAUCUUUUGAUCCUUUGUGACUUUCGGUAGGUGAAAUCAAAGUGGUGGAAUCUUCUCGUGUAGUUAGUUUGCUUUUCUACGACAUUGUUUUCAUCUAUCUGUCUCGUCACAAAGAAAAGUGAGGAUGUUUAUGCAUCUGCUGUUUCCUCACGUUGCUGUCAAUGCUCCAACCUCCACUCCUCAGAUCUGUACAUGAGAUACAGUUGGUUGACCUCCGAGUGACUUCGAUCAAAACGCUUUCAUAGGCUUAUGGACGAGGUCGUUGUCUCCCUCAUGACUAUCCUGUUUCUUUCUUUUCUUUUUUGAGGAAAAUCAAAAUAUGUAUUUUAUUUUCUCCAUCUAAUUGUGUCGUCAAGAAUUAUAAGGCUCAUUGUUCUUUGUCACUUAGACACAGUACCUCAUUUUUUUUCCAAUGUCAAUUAAGGGAAUUCAAAUAAU
Anoplopoma fimbria (sablefish) is the source of this 1948-nucleotide messenger RNA. RefSeq names its product Voltage-dependent anion-selective channel protein 2-like. Gene Ontology annotation, molecular function: voltage-gated monoatomic anion channel activity. Gene Ontology annotation, biological process: monoatomic anion transmembrane transport. Lineage: Eukaryota; Metazoa; Chordata; Actinopteri; Perciformes; Anoplopomatidae. Gene Ontology annotation, cellular component: mitochondrial outer membrane. The record is from RefSeq and is a predicted model, not a curated record.